GCCGCCGUUUUCAACAACUCCACCAACCCACCUAACGAGAAGGACAAAGGCCGAAACCCAUUUCUCAACCCAAUCCAUCUCUGACCUGAAUUGAUUACCUUUCUCGGCAACAAUGGGUGUGACGGCGAAGAUCGCACCGUCGAUGCUUUCCUCGGACUUUGCCAAUUUGGCCUCGGAAGCCGAACGUAUGCUCAAUUGUGGCGCCGAUUGGCUCCACAUGGACAUCAUGGAUGGGCAUUUUGUACCAAAUCUAACAAUUGGAGCUCCAGUCAUUGAGAGUUUGCGAAAACACUCACAAGCAUAUUUGGAUUGUCACCUUAUGGUCACAAAUCCUCUUGAUUAUGUUGAACCUAUGGGGAAAGCUGGUGCUUCUGGUUUUACUUUCCAUGUUGAGGUUUCCAAAGAAAACUGGCAAGAACUCAUUCAAAUAAUAAAAUCAAAGGGCAUGAAGCCUGGUGUGGCUUUAAAGCCUGGAACGCCAAUUGAAGAAGUUUAUCCUCUGAUUGAGGCGGAGAAUCCUGUCGAAAUGGUCCUUGUUAUGACUGUUGAACCUGGAUUUGGUGGGCAGAAAUUCAUGCCAGAAAUGAUGGAUAAGGUGCGCACACUGAGAAAGAAGUACCCUGCACUUGAUAUAGAAGUAGAUGGGGGCCUGGGGCCUUCAACCAUCGAAAUGGCUGCUUCAGCAGGGGCAAACUGUAUCGUUGCAGGGAGUUCAGUGUUUGGAGCUGCAGAACCAGCCAAAGUAAUAUCCCUUUUGAGAAAUAGUGUUCAGCAAGCCCAAUGAAAGUAACACAGUUGAUUUUGGUAAAUUUUGAUGAAAAAUGAUAUGUUUUCUCAGCUCUUUAAUUGUAAUAAAGCCUAUGAAAUAAAUUCAGCUUUAAAUUGAUAUAUCUAAAUGUUUGGGAUACAGAACUUUUCACUACAAAUGCAUUAUAAUGUAACUCUAGGUUCAUUACUUUUCUACUGGAUAUAGUAGGCCAUAUAGUGAGAACUCAUACAUGAAAUUCUUUAAUUUGGUCUUUGAGAUUU
This is a messenger RNA of Cannabis sativa, 1029 nucleotides long. RefSeq names its product ribulose-phosphate 3-epimerase, cytoplasmic isoform. The coding region runs from base 113 to 784 and encodes 223 amino acids. Gene Ontology annotation, molecular function: metal ion binding; D-ribulose-phosphate 3-epimerase activity. Lineage: Eukaryota; Viridiplantae; Streptophyta; Magnoliopsida; Rosales; Cannabaceae. The transcript has 8 exons. Gene Ontology annotation, cellular component: cytosol. Gene Ontology annotation, biological process: pentose-phosphate shunt, non-oxidative branch; carbohydrate metabolic process; pentose-phosphate shunt. The record is from RefSeq and is a predicted model, not a curated record.